AUGAAAUUGGCAGCCGUAAAUUUAUCUCACUUAGUGAUUGCAACAGUUCAUUGUUUAAUUGCUAUCUCACAAAACUGUGAUCUUGGACCAUCAGAUGUGUUGUUUGUUUUACAAGCUGGCCAUGAUAUUAAUAAUAAUGAUUUCGACGAUUCAAGGAAGGCUAUUGGACAAAUUGUUGAGGAUUUUGAUAUUGGGCCUAGCAAAAAGGUCAACACACCACAGUCUCUACAGACAUGA
Molecule: messenger RNA, 237 nt
Organism: Dracunculus medinensis (Guinea worm)
Lineage: Eukaryota; Metazoa; Nematoda; Chromadorea; Rhabditida; Dracunculidae
Source: the annotation of a GenBank genome assembly